AUGGAUGUGGAGUUCGAUAGGUCUCUUCUCAGGGUCCACAUAAACUACAAUAACUUCCCGGCUAAGUUAUGGCGUUUAAUAAACAAUCCCCAAAACGACUCGGUCUUCUGGAGCCCAGAUGGAGAGAGCGUGAUCGUCGACCAGCAGCGGUUCGAGGACGAGUUGCUGUCGCCGCUCAAACAAGAUGCUAAGCUGUUCAAGACCACCAACUUCACCAGCUUCAUCCGGCAGCUCAACCUCUACGGCUUCCGGAAGGUUUGUGACAGGUCCUUCAAGGACAGACGCCGAAACCUGCACCACUUCCACAAUCCCGUCUUCAGACAGGGUCGGCCAGAGCUUCUGGUGCACAUGAAGAGGCUGACCAUCAGUAACAAGGCCAAGAUGGAGGCCGGAGAGCAGGUGACCUGUCGGCCCCCGCGCCGCGACCAUCAGCGGUCGCAACACAACGCCGCAGAUGAGAAAAGAGGCCAGUUUAACCAUUUCGGUUCUGUAUCCCAUCAGCAGAAGGGGUCUGACCGAAGCCCGAUCCCUCCACGCUCCUGGAUCUUUCCUUACAGUGAUGUGCCUCCCUUCUACUCUAACAAAGGCAUCCCGGUUUCUGUCAUUCGCCUCAAUCCGUACAGCACUUCUCACAGGGUUCAGUGCGGUCCCGGCGGUCUGUUUCCACAGGAGCCUAAAUAUAUACCUCAGCAGCUGUCCUAUCCCUCAGGAUUUUACUCGCCAGGUACUGACUUACUUUAUCUUACACAGAACUAUUCAGUGAGCCACCAUCACAACAGCAUCCAAACCGCAAACUGGCCCGCACACGUUACAGCUGAGUCUCAGAGGGGCGACGUAAACCUCGACAGGGUGUUCCAGAUGGUGGAUGAGUUCCAGGGUUUGCCCAACGUCCAUGUAGUCCGAGUGGGCACCCCUGUGAAAGGCCAGCACACCUCCAGCCCAACUCUCUACACUUUACCUGCUGCCUCUAAACCUGAACCUGACGGUCCUCAGAGCUCCAGGAUAGACACUGCGGCAUCCAGUCCUGUGAGAGACGAGCGUCCCUCUGCCAUGGCCUGCAGUGUGGGCACGCAAUACAUCAAACUGGAGUCUGAGGGACAUGAAGUUGAGAAGCAAGGAACCAGCCAACUCAAAGAAGAUGAUUCAGCAUCUCUGGAGGCCUUAAAAAAGGCUGCUACAGAUCAGAAAGUGACUCAGGAAAGCAUCAGAAACUGA
Molecule: messenger RNA, 1215 nt
Organism: Sinocyclocheilus grahami
Lineage: Eukaryota; Metazoa; Chordata; Actinopteri; Cypriniformes; Cyprinidae
Product: heat shock factor protein 5-like
Exons: 4
Coding region: 1-1215 (404 amino acids)
Biological process (GO): regulation of DNA-templated transcription
Molecular function (GO): DNA-binding transcription factor activity; sequence-specific DNA binding
Source: RefSeq, a predicted model, not a curated record